Molecule: messenger RNA, 2942 nt
Organism: Hyla sarda
Lineage: Eukaryota; Metazoa; Chordata; Amphibia; Anura; Hylidae
Gene: ZSWIM3
Product: zinc finger SWIM-type containing 3
Exons: 2
Coding region: 1-2529 (842 amino acids)
Molecular function (GO): zinc ion binding
Source: RefSeq, a predicted model, not a curated record
AUGCAGCGUGGCACCUGCUUCAUCAACUAUGAGGACUUCAGGGAAUGCUUCUCCGCGUACAAGAAGGAGACCCGAUCCAGCUACAGCAUCCAGAGCAGCGUGUCCGUCCGCCACCACAACAGCAGGUUCAAGCUCAACAUCCGUCCCGACAUAAUAUUCGCAGAGGUGAAGUUUUGUUGCUCCAAGCUUCACGGACCCCAUGGUAAAAAAAAGCCCCAGAACGUCAUCUGCCCAGCCUAUUUCUUUCUGCAGUACGACAUGGACCUAGAUCGUCUGGUGGUUAAAGAAGAAUGUUUAACUCACAACCAUUCGGCUAAUACAAAUCCACCUCAGGCAAAUAUCAUUCAUCCACCUGAAAUGGGCGAAAACCUGCCACCUGACUCUGAGGUCCCGUCUGAGAAGAUCUGCAAUGAAUGGCUGCCUCAGUCUCCUGUGAAGCAAAAUGAUCCAGAGGAAGAUAGAGACAUCCCAUCCCCAUGCGAGCCCCAGAGUAAUGAGAAGCAAAAUGAUCGAGAGGAAGAUCGAGACAUCCCAUCCCCAUGCGGGUUCCAGAAUAAUGUCAAGCAAAAUGAUCCAGAGGAAGAUCGAGACCUCCUAUCCCCAUGCGAGCCCCAGAGUAAUGUGAAGCAAAAUGAUCCAGAGGAAGAUCGAGACAUCCCAUCCCCAUGCGAGCCCCAGAGUAAUGCGAAGCAAAAUGAUCCAGAGGAAAAACGAGACAUCCCAUCCCCAUGCGGGCCCCAGAGUAAUGUAAAGCAAAAUGAUCCAGAGGAAGAUCGAGACAUCCCAUCCCCAUGUGAGCCCCAGAGUAAUGUGCCUUCAGAACAGAACGAUAUUGGUGAAGCUCACAGCAAACCUACAUCUACUACUACGGAAGGCCCCAUUCCCGAAGAACUUUCCACAGAUCCCGUUUCCCAUCUGGACGCUUUUAUAAGAGACUUUCAGAAAGCACAUGAUGACUCUAAAAUUGCACUGACCAUCGGAGACCAAAAGCAAUUCGAGCACCUAUGUUUCCAGACGAGUAGCAUGACUAACUGGUUCCAAAAGUUCCCUGAGAGCCUUUUGAUCCACAGGGUUUCAAGCAAACACGGGUUCAUUCUGUACUCCUUCCUGGUGGAAACCAAAGAACGCAUGGGUAAAAUAGUUCAUUUUUCGUUUGUAAAAGAAGAUAAUGCAAAGAACAUGUCCAAAAUGCUGAAAAUGCUCAAAUACUUUAAUUCAGAAUGGAUAAAAGUAAAAGUUAUCUAUAUAGGUACAGCCUUUGAGCAAAUGGAUAUUCUAAAGGAAGCCUUUCCCUCUGCGCAGGUCCUGCUUUCGGUAUAUCACACGGCGCAUCUUAUUGAAAAAAAGGUCAAAGGAUCUGCUGAGUUUAAGUACUGGGUACACAGUCAGAUCGAUAAAACCAUCCAUCAUACGACUCCCGAGGAUUUAAAAUUCUUGGCUGAAAAACUUGAGCACAGACUGGACCAAGAGCUGUACGCAAAGCUUUGCAAAGACUGGUUUUCCAAUGAGCUUCUUUGGUACAUGCAUGUGAAGAAGGGCGAGCUCGCUUGUUGCACUUACAUGGACAGCGUAGGGCUGAUCGAUCAGACUAUCUCCGAUUGCCUUGCAAAGCAGAGCUCAUUGGAAGAAGCUAUCAGAGUAUUUCUCCAAUCUGCAGACUGUUUCAACAGCAAUGGGUUAGAUAAACCGAAGAUUGCUUUUCCAGUCUCUUCCCACAAAGCUUCUAAAGCACAACCCAAAAUUACAAAAAAACCACGCUCUAUUCUGCCUCCUUCUCAAUCAUACGUCCCACCUAAACGCAAGAAAGGCUCCAAGCAACCCAGUAAAAACACCUGCAAUGGAUUCGUCCUCCCCCCUCAGUCGAGUGUCUGGAGACCUAUUCAGCUAGCAAAUAAGAUGUUACUGUCCCUGAAGGAGUACUGCAAUGACAUCGGCUUUCAGCUGUGUUGGAAAGAGUGGGAAGUGGUUCAGAAGUCCACGUGUCUGAUCAACGUCCUCCCUGAUUUUACGAUUGUCCAGCUCCUAGAAGAGACACACAAAGUGUCUAUGAGUGGCCACUCCUGUACAUGCUACUUUAGCAAGGACUAUAGAUUGCCAUGUCGUCAUAUUCUGAGCAUGCUUUAUGCGUGCAAGAAGCCGGUGGAAGAGAACAUGGUUAGUGUCAGGUGGCGUAAGGAUUAUGUGAAACCCUUAUCGGACUUUAAGGUGUACAUCACCGUAACCACGUCUAGUAACUAUACUGAAAGUAAGGCUAAAGCCAUGGCAAGGAUGGGGAAGAUCAAGAAUCUGGCUAAAGAAUUCUAUAAUCUCCUCACGCAGUGUGAUGGUCAAGAAAUGCAAGCCAGGAUAUCUACGCUGCAGACCAUAGUUGGCCUGUGGCGUGGUGACUCGAGCAGCGAUAAACUGUGUCCGGCACAAGAUCAGGCAACUGAGCUCCCUUACCGAUGGGUGAAGAAAGAGCCCAUAGAAGGCGAAAACGGCUUUGGCUAUGAGCUGUGUAGAUUGGACCCUAAACUACCUUUGAAUUAAAAAUGACUUAGAUAUUUGGUGGACUGGCGCUGUUUUGUGUCCACUAAAAUUACACUGAACUAAUUCUGGUAUAAGACAGAGUCUUGAAACAAGGCCACUCCAUGCUGACCCUUAGGCCAGUGUUAGCGAGUGCAAUACACGUUUAUUUUUACAUUCAUAUUAUGGCUGCAAAACCUGGCCUGAACUACAGUCAGGCCGGGAUAACCACUGCAAAUAUGUGUCCGUAUAACACUGGUGUGAAACCAGUCUUUAAAGCGGUAUUCCUAUCUGGAACAUCCACAGAUUGAAGUGGUUAUCCGGCCAAAGAGCACAACCUGCAUUCUACGCGGUGCUGCGUCUCCAGUCUCUGAAAGUUCCAGUCUCUGUUUCCGGGACUGGGGAUGUUAAGUAAUGCCACGCCCAGUUGUGACGUC